Drosophila gunungcola (fruit fly) is the source of this 832-nucleotide messenger RNA. RefSeq names its product post-GPI attachment to proteins factor 2. The transcript is spliced from 2 exons. NCBI's taxonomy places the organism in Eukaryota, Metazoa, Arthropoda, Insecta, Diptera, Drosophilidae. The coding region runs from base 38 to 832 and encodes 264 amino acids. Gene Ontology annotation, cellular component: Golgi membrane; endoplasmic reticulum membrane. The record is from RefSeq and is a predicted model, not a curated record. Gene Ontology annotation, biological process: GPI anchor biosynthetic process.
GAGAAUUAGGAAACGAAUUAUUUUCAUUUGUGCCAAAAUGAAUCACUUUCAUGAGGAUAAACUAAGGAUUCUACCUAUUUCAAUGAAGGAUUUGGGGCCUCAGCGGCACUUUCGCUUACCGGUGGGUCCUUUUCUGGCCCUUGGACUUUUGCAAGUGCCCGUGUGCAUGGCCUACAACCUGGUGAUGGCCAUUGCCACGGAUUUUGCGGCCACGACAUACACCUCGUGCCAUGUCUUCAAUUUUUUCCCCACCACAUCGGCGGCUGCCAAGUCGCAGCACACUGUUUGGGUCUUUGCAUGUUGGAUGGAGUUUCCCUUCUGGAUUGCAAAUGCCUGGUUGCAGUUCCGCUUUUACCGGAGGACCUUGCCCAAAGCGGUCCGAAGUUUCGGCUGCCUGAUAGCCAUGUUGUUGGCGGUCAGUAGUUUUAUUAUGCUGCUCUGGGGAACCUUUGCCCAAGUGGAUGGCGACUCACUGCUGCACAUUGCCAUCGCUUUGUCCCUGUUUAUGUCGUGUGCCAUCUAUAUGGCGGGAUCCUUCGUGUGCUGCAAGUAUUAUAUGCUCGAUAAGGGUAGACAGCAGCUGCACGAGGAGCUGUCCAUACGGCUGAAAAGCAAACUGGUUUUUCUCUACUUUGUAACCGUGGUGAUAAUGUGGCUAUUUUACUUUAUCCACCAGAAGUUUUGCCUUCCCUUGGCCUACUCCAUUUUUGGCUUUGGGGAGUUUGUCUCGAGCGAGUGCUUCUGUUUGUAUCUCUGCCUGGCUUAUUUCGACAAUUACCACGUCUAUAUAUGCUACGACCAGCGAAUGGGUUUCUUCCUCAGUGAAAUCUAA